AUGAAUAGCACUUUGAGUUCGGAAGAUUUAGAUAACGAUAUACGAAUAUAAUAAGUCUAAUAAACUGCACCCGAUGCUGUGCAAUUUUACAUUACUGAGGAGUAUGAGAAUAGCAUUAUUCUUAUUAGGCAUUUCAAUAAUGAUCCAUAUGAUAUUUUAUAAUAAAAGGUAGCUGCAUUUCAACCGAUUCAGUCUAAAGAUGACUCAAGAUGUGAUUAGGCAUCAAAGGAUGGUGGCAAGAAAUUCGAAGAUAAGAAACAAAUUAAGUGUAUGAGGUCUGUAGGGACGUAUGUGAUAUAGCAAAUUGGACGUAAAAUAUUAUCAGGAGACAUGAAUCUCACUAAGAUUAGUUUCCCCAUUAAGGCUAUGAUUGCAAAAUCAGCUUUGGAGAAAAAUUUGUAAUCUACGAUUUUCUUCCCUUUGUAUAUCAACAGAGCUGUUCAGACUUUAGAUUAUAUGGAGUAAUUGAAAUUAGUCAUAACUGCUACGAUAGCUACAUUCCACAUAAAUUUGAGCUUUCACAAACCCUUGAAUCCUAUCUUGGGGGAAACAGUUGAAGGUUUCCUAUCUGAUGGAACAAAGUUAUACGCAGAAUAAAUUAGUCAUCAUCCCCCUGUAAGCUAAUUUUAUGGGGUUGGCAGAGACAAUUCAUAUAAAUAUUUUGGGUAUCUCCUUUGUUUAUGAUAAGAAAUUAUUGGUACGAAGCCUCUGCAGGACUAAAUUCUAUAACUCUAAAAAAUAAGGGGAAAAGAACUAUAAUAUUUAAUGGAGGCCAAAGAAUUGAUUAUAAUUUUGCAUAUGAACUUUAUAGUGGAACUAUCAUGGGUUCAAUGAAAGUUGAAGUAUAGCAAUAAAUAAUCCAUUAAGACUCUUGGGGUUUCGACCUACCAGACAAAUAAAGGGUUGACUGCAACUUUAAAAUUCGGAAAAGUCAAGAGAAAGGCUACUGAUUAUUUUGAAGGCACAAUCAAUAUGGGACAAUAAGAAUUGUGUAAAAUAUUUGGUACUUACAUGGGAUACAUAGAGUUCGAUGGAGUGCGUUAUUGGGAUCACAGACAUAUGGUACAAUUCAAUCAAUUACAUUUAGUAACCACAUUAAGUAACCAUUAAACCUCCAUUUUUGCCAUCGGAUGCUCAAUUGAGAGGGGACUAUACUAAUUUAGCCUCAUUAGAUAUAGAUAGGGCAUAAAUAGAAAAGGAGAAUUUGGAGAAUCUAUAAAGACAUGAUGCUAAAUUAAGAACUAAAUUUAAGGAGAUCAGAAGAAAAAAAGAAGAGAAAAAAAAAUUACAAGAUCAUGAUUGA
Molecule: messenger RNA, 1303 nt
Organism: Paramecium octaurelia
Lineage: Eukaryota; Ciliophora; Oligohymenophorea; Peniculida; Parameciidae
Source: the annotation of a GenBank genome assembly